AUUCUUAUGAUUAAAUGGAAUAGUUUGGCUAUUUCUUUUGAAAUAGCAAUAUAAAAGAAACUUACUUCAUACUAGUUUUUUGCAGCACAAUACAUAGUCCAGAUUUAGGAGAUCGAGCAUGGGUUCUAAAUAUGUUUUCCUUGUUAGCCAAAUUAUCUGUUUAUGGCUUCUUGCUCCCCUUACUCAAGCUGAUCAACAUCAAAGAGAGACGUAUAUCAUAUACAUGGGAGAUCGGAUUAAUCUAGACAUUCCUGCAAAAAGCCUUCAUAUUGAGAUGUUAAGCGGCGUUCUUCAUAGUGUGCCUUCUCACAAGGUUUCGGAGCACCUACUCUACACUUACGACAAUUUCCAUGGAUGCGUUGCAUUACUAACUGAAAACGAAGCAAAGAUUAUCGCUGGCAUGGAUGGAGUCGUUUCUAUAUUUCCAAACGAAAAGAUCUACCAUCAUACAACAAGGUCUUGGGAUUUCAUGGGUUUCCCUCAGACUGUUGAGAGAAGCAACAUCGAAAGUGAUGUCAUUGUUGGAGUUAUUGAUACUGGAAUUUGGCCUGAAUCUCAAAGCUUUCGAGAUGAUGGUUUCGGUCCACCACCAACAAAAUGGAAGGGCCGAUGUCAAACUUCACUAAACUUUACUUGUAACAACAAAAUAAUUGGUGCACAAUAUUUCCGAGCUGAUGGAAACUUGAGUAAGGACGAAGUAGCAUCACCAAGAGACACAAACGGGCAUGGAACACACACUGCCUCUACAAUAGCCGGAGGAAUUGUAGAAACCGCAAGCUUCCUUGGCUUGGGUGAAGGAAUUGCUCGAGGGGGUGUCCCGUCGGCUAGAAUCGCCGUGUACAAGCCGUGUUGGUCUGAUGAGGGUUGCUUACAAGCCGAUGUACUGGCGGCAUUUGAUGCGGCUAUAUCAGAUGGAGUAGACAUAAUAUCUGUCUCACUUGGGAGUCGAUCACAUGCGGUACCGUACUUCCGUGAUCCUAUAGCCAUUGGAGCUUUUCAUGCAAUGAAAAAGGGAAUCUUGACUUCUGCUUCUGCUGGAAAUAAGGGUCCGGGUCUUCAAACUUUAAGCAAUUUUGCACCUUGGUUACUCUCCGUGGGUGCUGCUACUAUGGAUCGUAAGUUUUCCACUAAGGUCCAACUUGAUAACGGCAUGGUGUUUGAGGGGAUAUCACUAAAUACAUUUGAUCUCGAAAAUAAGACUUUCCCUCUAAUCUAUGGAGGAGAUUCCCCAGACAACAUAUUCUCAAACUCAUCAGAGUCCAGGUUUUGUAAAAAAGACUCGUUAAACAAAACAUUGGUGGAAGGCAAGAUAGUAGUAUGCGACAUUUUAUUAAGACACACAGAAGAUGAAGUAUUCGUUGAUGGUGCAGCUGGGACAAUAAUGCACUUUGUGGAACCCCAUUAUUACGAUAUUGCCCUUUCUUUUCCUCUCCCUGCAUCUUAUAUUCGUGCUGACGAUGCUGCUCGUGUUAUCUCCUACACUCGAAACUUAACCAGUACCCCAUUUGGAACAAUACAUAAAAGUGUAGAAGUGAAGGACACAUCAGCCCCUUAUGUAGCUUCAUUUUCGUCAAGAGGUCCUCAUCCAUUCUCACCACAUAUUCUUAAGCCAGAUGUAAUUGCCCCUGGAGUGGACAUUCUAGCAGCCUGGUCACCUGUUGGAUCAGUUUCGCAAGUUGAAGGUGAUCCAAGGUCUGUGCCUUAUACCAUAUUGUCUGGUACUUCCAUGGCAUGCCCACACGCCACAGCUGUAGCUGCUUAUGUAAAGUCAUUCCAUCCUACUUGGUCUGCAGCUGCCAUUAGAUCUGCUCUCAUGACUACUGCUUUACCAAUGAGUAGGGCAACAAACGAAGAAGCUGAAUUAGCGUAUGGUUCAGGCCAUAUUAAUCCAUUAAAAGCUGUACAACCCGGCUUAGUAUACGAUGCUGCAGAGGGUGACUAUGUGAAGUUCUUAUGCAGUCAAGACCUGGACGACAUUGAUAUCAGACUAAUAACAGGAGAUAAUUCUACCAGUUGUCAUCAGGGAAUUCGAAAUACUACUAAUAAUUGGGAUCUUAAUUACCCUUCAAUUGCCCUGACUACAAGUUUAGGCCCCUUUGAUACUAUUUUUACCAGGACUGUAACUAAUGUUGGAUCGUCUAAUUCUACUUACAACGUCGUAGUUACUACGCCUCAAGAUCAGGCAUUGUCCAUCAAAGUACAACCAUCUGUUCUGUCUUUCAAAACUCUUGGGCAAAAAUUAUCCUUUACUGUGAGGGUUUCAGGGAGUAUUGGUAUAAGAGCUUUGAUGUCAGCUUCUUUGGUGUGGGAUGAUGGUCAUCAUCAAGUUCGUAGUCCUAUUGUCGUGUUUAAUUUGUCUUAGAACUUUUUUUUUGUGCCGUGUGCAUGAUAGGUGUCAGAUUCGAUUCAUCCCGCCCCCAUCUGUAAUUUACAUUGCUAUUUGUGGCUCAUUUUUGGUUUUGUGUCUGUCAACGUGGUAUUGUUCAUAAAAUAGUUGGUUUUGUGUCCGUAACUACUAAGUAGUGUUAAACUAGGUUAAUACCCGUGCGAUGCACGAUUUAUAAAGAUCACAUAUUAAUCUUAUACUAAUCUAAAUAUUAAGAGGGGUGAU
Molecule: messenger RNA, 2611 nt
Organism: Spinacia oleracea (spinach)
Lineage: Eukaryota; Viridiplantae; Streptophyta; Magnoliopsida; Caryophyllales; Amaranthaceae
Product: cucumisin-like
Exons: 10
Coding region: 119-2362 (747 amino acids)
Biological process (GO): proteolysis
Molecular function (GO): serine-type endopeptidase activity
Source: RefSeq, a predicted model, not a curated record